Messenger RNA from Panthera uncia (snow leopard), 6367 nucleotides. RefSeq names its product nuclear apoptosis inducing factor 1 (gene NAIF1). The coding region runs from base 957 to 1940 and encodes 327 amino acids. Gene Ontology annotation, cellular component: nucleus. The transcript is spliced from 2 exons. The record is from RefSeq and is a predicted model, not a curated record. Lineage: Eukaryota; Metazoa; Chordata; Mammalia; Carnivora; Felidae.
CGGCGCACUCCGCGGGCACUGUGCGGAUCAAUGGAGAAGGCGGAGCGAUCCCUGCUCAGCCUGCGGCCGAUUCAAAUUCAAAGAGGUGGGGAUUGGCUGAGCUGGGCCAGAGAGAGGAAAUCACGCCGUGAUAGGCAGAAGUUAUGUGACUAGCAGGCGGAAGGCCCCGUGUCCAAUUUCCAUUGAGAAACGCUGUUUAGGCUGAGGAAUCGUAAGGCUGGGAGGAGCGGUCAUGUACGGAGAUAUCGUAGUCUCGGGUGGGAAGUAGGAUUUGUGUGAAGAGCACUUGUGAGCUGAGGCUGCAAGGCAGAGUUGGCCCCCGUGAGUAGAAUUAAAAAUUAAUUGGCCAGUGGCUCAAGGCCAAAAGCACUAGGUAUCCUCAGGAGGCCGGGUUUUGGUAAUCGAACUCCCUAAACCACCAAUAAAAUAGCUGAAUUUAACGGCGUUUAAUAGUCGUAAUGCUGACGAUUGAAGGACAGAACGAUUUUCCAAUGGAAGUGAAUAAAGGCAGGUGGGCGGAGCGCUCUGUAGCGACAGACCAAUGAUCAGGCCAAUUCCAGCAAAUAGGCGUGUCCUUUAGCUGAGCGACAGAUCACAAGAACCAGUGAUCGACGUGAUACCUGAGCCGCGGCCAACCAGGAGGGCACGUUCCCCGGGAGAAGGUCUGGGAGGCGGGAAAAGGGGAAGUGGGCGGAUCUCCGCACGCCCCGGCGGAAGAGGCAGAUUCAGGAAGCCAUUACGCAGCUGGCUGGCAGCGGCCGGGCCGGUCGGGGCUGGGCCCUACGCACUUUGCGUAGCGAGGGGGGUUACCAAAGGCCUGGUGCUUGGCCUUGGGCAAGCCCGGCCUAUCCCCUGUAGGGGGGUGGGUGAGAGGCGAGGCUGAGGAAGAAGAGAAGGGGAAUUGGGGCGGCUGGGGGGAUUAUAAUUUCUUUAAAAAGGGAGGGUGGGGAGAGGCCAUGGCCGUCCCAGCCAAGAAGAGGAAGAUGAACUUCUCUGAGCGAGAGGUGGAAAUCAUCGUAGAGGAGCUGGAACUGAAGAAGCACCUGCUGGUGAACCACUUCAACGCCGGGGUCCCUCUGGCUGCCAAGAGUGCGGCCUGGCACGGCAUCUUAAGAAGGGUCAACGCGGUGGCCACCUGCCGCAGGGAGCUGCCUGAGGUCAAGAAGAAGUGGUCCGACCUCAAGACCGAGGUCCGUCGCAAGGUUGCCCAGGUCCGGGCAGCGGUGGAGGGUGGCGAGGCCCCAGGGCCCACUGAGGAGGAUGGAGCCGGUGGGCCUGGGACAGGUGGUGGCAGUGGCGGCGGUGGCCCAGCUGUAGCCCCCGUCCUGCUCACCCCCAUGCAACAGCGCAUCUGCAACCUGCUGGGCGAGGCUACCAUCAUCAGCUUGCCCAGUACCACAGAGAUCCACCCCGUGGCCCUUGGACCCACAGCCACUGCAGCCGCAGCCACGGUCACCCUGACACAGAUCCCCACGGAGACCACCUAUCACACGCUGGAGGAGGGAGUGGUGGAGUACUGUACCGCUGAGGCACCCCCACCCCUGCCCGCCGAGGCCCCUGUGGAGAUGAUGGCUCAGCACGCUGAUACCUCGGUCAAACCCCAGGCGCUCAAGAGCCGCAUCGCCCUCAACUCCGCCAAGCUGAUCCAGGAGCAGCGAGUUACCAAUCUGCACGUGAAGGAGAUCGCCCAGCACCUGGAGCAGCAGAACGACCUACUGCAGAUGAUCCGCCGCUCCCAGGAGGUCCAGGCCUGCGCCCAGGAGCGCCAGGCCCAGGCCAUGGAGGGCACCCAGGCAGCGCUGAGUGUCCUCAUCCAGGUCCUCCGGCCCAUGAUCAAAGAUUUCCGCCGCUACCUGCAGAGCAACACGCCCAACCCCACUCCCGCCUCUGACCCUGGACAGGUGGCCCAGAACGGGCAGCCCGACAGCAUCAUCCAAUGAGGCCGGGGGCGGCGCCAGCCUUGUGCUCUGUUCGGAUGACGUCACUGUGGUCUUGUACGUGGGUUCUGUGACUGGGCCACGUGGACAGCUCUCUCUUUGAUAGACUGUUAGGGGUCCGCGGUUUCGGAGGAGUGAGGGAGACAGAGAUGAACUUGUUGGGCUCCUGGGACCUGCAUUCUCUUACCCUCACCACUCGAGCUGCCUGGCUGACAGCCUGAAGAUUGGUUAGGUGGGCGGUGGGCGCUGGUGAGGCUCCACACCUUGUCGUGAGCCAGGGCUUGGGACACGACCCAGACCCUGUCUAGGACAACUGUAAGGGAGGUUCUCCCUGGGGGCCGUCUCCCAGCCGGGGUCUGUGCUGAAAUUCUCCCCCCUCCCCCCCCCCCCCCCAACCCAACCCAGUGUCAUCGUUUUGAAUAAGAUGUCGGUGGUGCUGGCAGUGACACAAUACCUUCUUCCUCCCUAGGGAGGCAGAGUGACUAGGCCUGAAGAGGAAACCCCACCCUUUUCUCCUUUGCACCGUGCCUCAGUUCUCAGGGGAUUCUAGUCAAUCUGUGCUCUCCCCACCCCCCACCCCAGCCCCGGCCUGACAGGGGCCCCCUUGGUAUAUACCCUGAGCUGCCUCUGCAUUACACCCAGGAUGGGGCCCGCUGGGCUCAGGGAUGCUGGGUGCGGUGGGGACAGCUUGGCCACCGUCUUGUCUUCCACUGCAUCCCUGGGCAGCCCUUUAGUGGUUUGUCCUGACAGCUCUUGACUCAGGUCGGGCAUCAGGCUUUAGGUGCUGUAAAUUCGAGAGAAAACAGACUCGCGUGGAAAUGUGUUGUUCCCCCCCUCCCUCCACCCGCCCCUGCAGUGAAUCUGAGGUGACCGGUUGGCUUCUUCCAGAAGGCUUGCUUCAAGCCACUUGUCUUUAUUCUGUACCACGGACGACCCCUUAUGGGAAAGGGCGGGGGGCAGCUCUGGCCACACCCUUCCUCCUUUCCUCUCUGCUGACUCCACCAUUCCGAAACUCAUUGUGGGAAAAAGCCUCCUCAGCAUCACGCCCCGGACUCCCUGUCCCAUUAUUCAGCGCCUCGUGUUCCUGCGGGACUCCCGCUGCCUGGCUGGGCGAAUCUGAAGGCCUGAUUGGCCCCGAGUGUCUGAGGUGGGAGAGCCAGAGCUGACCUAAGACGCGGGACCUUUGACUUCUGUGCUCAGGGAAGAGCAGAUCGACCUCGGAGUGUGGAAGGAGGUAGUGUUCCCUGUUCCGUCUUGACCCUCUGUCACCUUCUGUAGGGAGUUUACCCAGAUGGCAUUUGUCUGUUUCAUUUUCAGAAUCGCCAUCGAUCACCGAGACGCUCGCAUCUCCCCAGAUCAUUCCCCGGGAUUGCCAUUUUGCUGCCGGUGCCUUGGCCACGCGUGACCAACGGUUGCAACUCGAGGCUCGGGAUCUCAGCUAAACCAUGGAGGUGCUGCGCUUCUGGGCACGUAUGUUUGGAAUUGCUUGCUCUGCGGUUGCAAUCACCGGAAGAUGCGCCCAGAGAUGGUCGGGAGGUGACUGCGGUACAGUACGGUCCGCCCCCCCCUGUGGAGCACGGGUGCAGCGUCAGCUACAGAGCAGUGGAGAGGAAUCAGGCUGGUGAGGGGGUGAAUGGCGGAAAGAAAGCUCCGCGGGCUGUAAAGCAGCAGCCCCUGGCAGCCCGGGCACGCUCCCUCCAUGGAGCCCGACAGCCCUGGCCGGGAAGCUGUGGAGACUUCCUGAGGACUUGCCACUUGGUUUGGUUUUUCUCUGGGGUUGGCAACCUGAGCCAGUAUUGGAUCUGUUCCAAUUGGGUAUAAGGAGGAAUCCUGGAUCACUUAAACUGACUGCUUCUUUCCAGGUCAUAAUUUUACAUUAAAAACAUGUAUCACUUUUUUUUUUUUUUUUACACAUAGCCGUGUCUUUAUUGGUUAUAGGUGGAAGAGAUAUGGGCUGGCAGAGAGCAGGGGCUGGCACAGUAUGGCCCAGAGGUCAUAUCUGGCCCACCACCUGUCUUUGUAAAUAAAGUUUUAUUGGACACAGCCACAACUCUUCAUUUACUUAAUGUCUGUGGCAGGUUUUGUCCUAUAGCAGAGCUGAGCAGUUGUGACAGAGACAUCUGGCCCACAAAGCCAAAAGUAUUUACUCUCUGUUAUGGAAAAGUCUGCCUAUCCUUGGUUUAGGGCAAUGUUUCAGACUCUGGAUGAGAAUUACUUGGGUAAACAUAUCCCAAGCCUGACCCCACGUAAAACCUAAAAGAGACUCCUGGAAGGAGAGCUCUAAGAAUCUGCUUUGUAAACAAGCUCUCUGGGUGAUUCUGGUAUUUCCUGAAGGUUACAGAUGAACUUUGCUAGAAGACUUAAUCUGAGCUGUAAUCACAGAUCAUGGAAUCACGGAGCACGCUUCAGUGAGGGUGGUUCUCAGGAGUUGCUGCUGACAGUUGAGAAGUCCUGCCUAGCACAUAUUCUCACUUAAGAGUGGCCUUAAUUCUGGAGGGAGCCCAGCCUUCUUGGAUGUAGUUACCACUCUCUCCCAUAGUUAGUAAUAAUAAAAACAGAAUUAACCAAGCCCCUGCUCUGUCUAGGCAUUACCUCAUUGGCUCCUUGCAAUAGCCCCACGAAUUAGGUAAUAAUACUCUUCUCAGUUUGCAGAUGAGGACACUGAGGAUCAGAGAGGUUAAGCCAUUUGCUUAAAAUCACACAGCUACCUGAUUCUCUGGGGUGGCCUAUGCUCUUAACUCUUGUUCUUAACCAUGCUAAUCUUGCUGCCAGUCAGAUGUGAAAUCACCUAGAGACCAUUUGAGCCUAACCUUGAGAAGUCUCUAGGUCAAAUGAGGAGGCCUAGGAGGCACGAUGUGCUAAAUUGUUCUUGGCACUUGAAAGAGAAACACAGUGACCUCUCUUAUUCUCUGCAGGCUUUGGACGCUCAUAUUAAGAGGGCAAGGGGUGGUUUAACAGAAUUAAACCCACCUCCCCUUGAUGCUGCUACUGGAGAACUGUCACUUACAUUGGGGGUGACGGUUUUGGAGUCCUUCCUGAAAUGUGGGAGAUCAUCCAACCCACUGAAACUUACUGGUUCAAGGAGUGGAGACCUUUUAUGUUUUAAACCAUUUUGAUGGCAAUCUUUCAGAAAGGUGUCCUUUGUGAACCUUAGUUUGCCCAGCAGGACCAAGGGGCCAGAAAAAAGCCCCUGGGCUCAGGCAGGUUUGGGCUUGAGCUGGGUUCCACUAUUUACUCACUGUGUCUCUUAACUUUGCCGGACCUCAGUUUUCUCAGUUCUAAAGCGGGAAUGAUGAAUUACAGUCCUCACGUGCUGGGGCUAUUAUGCGGUGUUAUUCAAUGGGAAUGGCUACUAUUUAUUUUCUGUUGAAAUUUUUAAGUUUAUUUCUUUAUUUACUUAUUUUUGAGAGAGGUAGCAUAAGCGGGGGAAGGGCAGAGAGAGAGGGGGACACAGAAUCCCAAGCAGGCUCCCCGCUGUCAGCACCGUGAGAUCAUGACCUGAACUGAAAUCAAGAGUUGGACACUUAACCGACUGAGCCACCAGGUGCCCCAAAUAGCUACUGUUUAUUGAGCACUUACCAUGUGCAGACACUGUCCUAAGCACUGUAAGUAUUAACCCAUCUCAUGAGAUCAGGUACAUAACACUUAGCGUGUGCCUAGGACGUGACGUGUGCUCAAUAAAUACUGGCUGCUGUCAUCAUUAUUGCAGUGACUUGAUACUCCAAAGGGGUAGCUAGUGAGUGAGUCUUAAGAUCACAAUGGGAGCUUUGUCAAAAGUGGUUUGAGCGUAAAACGACAAGCAUUUAUUUGUUUGUGAUUUUGCAGUAUGAGCAGGGCUCAGAGGGACCAGUUUGUCUCUCUCAGUGUCUGCUGGGGCACCCUCCACUUCCAAGAGAGCUCACGCACAUGUCUCACAAGUUGAUGAUGGACGUGGGCUGGGAACUCCAUCCUCUCCAUGGGCUUUUCCACGUGGCUGCUUGGGCUCCCUCACAGCAUGGUGGCUGGGGUCCCAAAAACGAGAACCGGAAGCUGCCUGUCCUCUGAAAGAUUAGGUUUCCAUCUGGCACAGCAACACUUCACUUUUUCUCUUGGUCAUGCAGUCACCUGGUAGCCCAGAUUCAAGGGGAUGAAGGAAGAGACUCCGCCUCUUGAUGGAGCUGUGGCUCUCGCAGACGGGGAGGGGAGGAACGGUUGGAGGCCAUCUCUGGAAUCAAGCUAACUUGCUGCUUUUAUUAUAAAUGGGGGUCAGGACUCCUGGCCCAUGAAAGACAGCCUCUCCUCCACAUUCCAGCAUUCUACCAGUCAGGAGGGAAGGGAGCUCCCCAGAUUUUGAAAGAGACCCUAUUGAACCUAUUUUCAAUUUCCUGUAGCUUUGAGCCAAGAGAUUAGAAGCAAAAACCCUUGGCAGGUGGCAGUGCGGCGGGGCGGGG